AUGUUCAUCACAGUGAUGUUUGGAGGGUGCUUGAUUGGGGAAAAGCAGGUGAUUCCACCCACCCAUCUCGGUCCUUUCCCUGCAGCUGGCUGCCAGGAGCUGGUGAACAUCUGGUGCAGCCUAGUGACCCUUAAUGCCCACCUGAGGCAGAGGGGACAACUGCCCCCAGAUGCAUCCAUUGCCCUCCUGGCUGAGGAUGGGAACCUGGUGAGCCUGGAGGAAAGCCUGGAGGGGACUUCCCCUGCCCCCAGCAUGGGCAGCUCCCUGCUGCAGGAGCGAGGGACUUAUGUCCUGGUGCAGGUCAUCAAGGGGGAAGGCGGGGCCCCCACCCGCUAUGAGCCCCUCCUGGAGAACUUGGAUGAAUGCUAUCCGGAGCUGGCAGAGGAGCUGUGCAGGCUGUCAGGCCUCCCUGCCACAGGCAAUGGCACCCAGAGGAGGCACAUGAGCACCCGGCAUGGUGGUGGUGGUGGCGGCGGUAGCAGAGGCCAGCACCGGGAGCAAGGCCCCAAUUCCAGGCCCAGGAGGACAGGCUCUCUGCCAUCCAGGACGCGCUAGCUUGGGCUAGGAGCCAGGUAUGGGAGAGGAUAGGGACACAUGGGGAGACAUGUAAGCUGAGAAGAGGUGCACCCCAAUGCCAACCGCUACCCCCAUCCACCCCAAGCCAGAAAAUGGGUUCCC
Messenger RNA from Ochotona princeps (American pika), 678 nucleotides. RefSeq names its product chromosome 29 C22orf15 homolog (gene C29H22orf15). The transcript has 5 exons. Lineage: Eukaryota; Metazoa; Chordata; Mammalia; Lagomorpha; Ochotonidae. The record is from RefSeq and is a predicted model, not a curated record. The coding region runs from base 1 to 555 and encodes 184 amino acids.